AUGAACGAGGAGAUUCUAGCUAAGGAGAAACAGAAAUGUAUCCUCAUCGAGGUCAAGGAAAGGUUCGACAGCCUUAAAUUGGAAACUAUGAAAAUCGAGGAGAUAAAAUUAGAGUACGUGGAGGAAGAAGAAAAGAAGGAGAAGGAAAGGCAAGAGAAGAAGAACGCGAAUGCUCAAGAAGAGGAUAACGAGCCUUGGUCGACGAUACAAUUCUACGAGCGAGAUGUCGAAAUUGGCGAAGCCUUCUGUGCCCGGGAACGAAGCGUUCUAGUGAGCGGCAUCAAGCCAGGUGGCUCCUGUUGCCAGAAGAAUUUCUAUAUUUCCGAGUUACCAAACAGGUCACUCUCGCUCCGUUCUAUGCUCGUUAACUCCCUCAACAUUGAAUUCAACUACUACGGUGGAAAAGUAUUUAUCACGAACCACAGUCCCUUUUCGAUCUACACCCAGGGCUGGGUGACCAACGAGAUAAUGAAUAAGCACAAAGCAACUGUAGUGGAAAUCGGAGCGAAUGUGGGGCCCGUUUAUGUCUUUUGCUUGGAGAUUUACGCGGAUCUACUGAAUCGUACUACUGAGAGGAUGACUUCCGCUAUCCACGCGACGGGGCUAGAGGAAAUAGCCCGUUGUACAAUGGAGCUGAAUAAAAUGUACCACCGCUGUGUGAUACGCAUCUCGCUCCAACCGUAUGGAGAAAAGUACGAAAGAAACUACAUCAAGGAAACUGAUCAUUGGAUUGAACUAAAGCUUUCCACCGCCCAAAUAUGGCUGAACAAAGUAAAGGCUUUCUUCGCCAACGUCAAGCUUCAAAACAACCAAAACUAA
Oikopleura dioica is the source of this 819-nucleotide messenger RNA. The record is from the annotation of a GenBank genome assembly. NCBI's taxonomy places the organism in Eukaryota, Metazoa, Chordata, Appendicularia, Copelata, Oikopleuridae.